AGAAUUUGGUUUUCUGGUGAUGGGGCAUGAAUUUGAUGGUUAUCCCAAGAGAAUGAUUCGAGAGAUAAAGAACUGGAAUUGGUUUAUUGAGGAUGAAAGAGCAGAGAGUGAUGCCGAUGAGGAUUCUGAUAGAAAAGGCAGAAAGGGCACUAGGAGAAAACGGAAGAAAAAAGGUGAGGGAGAUGAUGAUGAGUGGACUGGCGAAAGUGAAGAUGAGAAGGAACUGCCUACAAUUUCUAAGAAACUUCAGGGAUCUAAAUACAUUACAAGGUCCAAGGACAAGUCUAGCGCAAAAAGGAAUAAACCUUCUACGCAGCAAAAAACUAAACCCUCUGAAGAAGAAUAUGAGGAAGAUGAAGAGGAUGAAACACUGGGUGGUUUCAUAGUUGGUGACGAAGAAGAGGAUGAAGUUGGUGACGAAGAAGAAGAGGAGGAAUUUGAUGAUGAUGAAGAUGAUGAAGAUUGAUGUUCCUCCAAAAACCACGCUAGAUGAUUUUUUUUUCUUGCUAGUUUUAUGUAGUCAUCGUUGUGAUUUACUUUGUUUGGGGUGUGGACCAUCUGUUGAAUCCUGUAUUCUACUUGUAGUACUUUUUUUUUAAUAACCAUGGCGUUGGGGUCAGUUUGCGCACACCUCAACUUGUGGUUCAACAUUUUUCUGCCACUGUGUAUGAUAAUGUAGUUCUUGAAGCAGAAUUCCAUAAGUCUGUGCAUACUAAACUUGCUGAUUUUGCUGAUACACACUCUUUUGAGGCU
This is a messenger RNA of Capsicum annuum, 753 nucleotides long. RefSeq lists its product as uncharacterized. Gene Ontology annotation, molecular function: protein binding. The record is from RefSeq and is a predicted model, not a curated record. Lineage: Eukaryota; Viridiplantae; Streptophyta; Magnoliopsida; Solanales; Solanaceae.